Messenger RNA from Pseudomyrmex gracilis, 2976 nucleotides. Its product is annotated as transmembrane channel-like protein 7. Bases 598 to 2913 code for a protein of 771 amino acids. Gene Ontology annotation, molecular function: mechanosensitive monoatomic ion channel activity. The transcript is spliced from 4 exons. Lineage: Eukaryota; Metazoa; Arthropoda; Insecta; Hymenoptera; Formicidae. The record is from RefSeq and is a predicted model, not a curated record. Gene Ontology annotation, cellular component: plasma membrane.
UAUUAGCUGUCUGCUGCGAAUUUGACGUGUUAGGUUUUGACGUACGAGCCAAACAAAAUGCCGCCGUGCGGUUCGAUGAGCUCUCGCGAAACUUUCGUCCGUUGCUGUUUCGCGAGGCUUGAAGUGCCGAGUUCGGCGAUCAUAUCGACCAUGUUCAUCUGACUUCCACGAGCUGCGAGCCUUGUCAAGCUUUCAUAUGUGCGUAGCAACGUUGUACGUUGCGAGCGGCGCAACGUCGAGGAGGCGAAUCCGAUAUUAACGGAGUUGUGAUGUCCUCACGGCUUGAGAAUAAAUUUGAUACCCUCGGAAUACUCAAUAAUUGAUCGGGAAUUUCAACGCGAACAGUUUUUAGAAGAGAUUUCUCAAUUAAUCACGGUCCAGUACGUUGCAUGUGUUCAAUGCAUCACCGUUAUCAUAUCCAACGAUCAACAGGAAUUAAAGAAGAGGUGUUGCAGAAGAAAAACAGAUGGUGGAUUGUUAAUGUCAUGAGUCAUCUUAAACUGUUUUACACAGAAUUAAACGUUUAAAAGUUCUGAUUGUCACAUGUGACUGAUUCGUGUUUGCAAGCAAGAUUGAAAAUUGUUGACUCUUUUGAAAAUGUCUGGCGGAGAGAGAAAGAAGCGUGGGUGCGACAGGGGACACGGAUGGGAAGAGGCUGGCGCAGAAUUCUAUCAAGAAAGUUAUCCGGCAGCUAUAGAAGCGGAUUUGCAACAAGCCUUGCAAAGGGAUCCUUCGCACAUAGCUACUUUGCUUCCUAGCAAAAAGUCUCGUGUUGCCACUGCGAAACGAAUCCGAAAUGAUCCAAAGACAACACUGAGAAGGCGCACCAGCACCAGAUCUCGCGGCACAACGACUUCAAGGCGUAUGUCAACCAACAUACACGAUGCGGCGGUAUCAAUGCUACCAGACCUGUCGGAAAAUCUGUCCAAUGAGGAACGCACUUGGGAGGAAAUCAUGCAGAUCAAAGCUAUGCCUGUCUGCAUGUCUCAGAAAAUACAGCUGAAGAAUCAGUUACAGAGUGCUACAAAACUGAGACUUCAGGGAUUUGAGCAGCUGAAAUGGCAACGCAGAAAAGCCUGGCAGCAAUUUCGCAUACGGAUGAAAGAGGCUUACUCCAAGAUGGAGCUGUGGAAUAACAGUCUGAAGAAAAUAGGCGGAAACUUCGGAAUGGGCAUAGUGGCGUACUUUUUGUUUAUCAAAUGGCUGAUGUAUCUAAAUCUAUUUCUGUUCGCAAGUAUAUAUUUGCUGAUAGUGCUGCCGGCGAUCUUGCUGGAGACGUCGGAAAACGAAUUAUGUACAUCCAACAACACCGCGAGCGUAGCAUGUUGUUCCGAACUAUAUAGAAACAUGACCGAUGAGAGUAGCAGCAUAACCGAUAUCGUGCAAGGCGGCGGUAUUUUGGAAUACACCCCGCUGUUCUACGGCUGGUACACGCACAACAUAUACGAGAGCGUGUGCGGAACCUUCGGCUACAAUUUCCCGCUUGCUUAUAUCUGCGCCAUUACUGUUGUCUUUGUCAUCAGUCUGGUGGCGAUCGUUCGGCGAGCCGCCAGAGGUUUUAUGGAGCGUGUCGUGGAGGGCGAGGGCCAGUUCUAUCGGUACUGCAAUUUGGUGUUCGGCGGCUGGGAUUACUGCAUUCACAACGAAAAGUCCGCGGCCGUAAAGCACAAGGCGCUGUACAAUGAGAUAAAGGCAUUUCUGGAAACGGAGAGAAUGGAGGAGGAACGACAAAAUCGUACGCGCGAGGAAAAAACGAAGUUGUUCUUCAUACGUCUGUUUGUGCAUGUGUUGGUCCUAACGGUGCUCGGUGGUUGCGGCGCGUUUAUCUAUUACAUAAUCGACUUCUCGUUCGACCAGCUGGCGUACUUGGCGCAAGAUCCAGAUGCAUCCAAGAUCACGCAGUUGUUUCUCGAAUUCCUGCCGUACGUAUGCAUCGUCGGGCUCAACGUGGCGGUACCGUUCCUCUUUCGUUAUUUGGUCGCUUUGGAGAAUUACAGUCCGUCGUACGUCAUCCGAAUGACGUUGUUCAGAACGGUGUUUCUCAGACUCGCUUCUCUCGGCGUUCUGCUAACGUCCAUGUACAGACUCGUCGCGGACAAGAUUCCGGAGAACGAGUGCUCCAACAUCAACAACAAACAGCCAUUGUGCUGGGAAACGUUUGUGGGACAGCAGUUCUUCAAGCUGUACACCACCGAUCUCUUCAUUCAGGUUUUCAUGACCUUCUUCGUCAACUUUCCCCGCUCGUUGAUUGCCCGGCACACCGAGAACAAGGUUCUGCGUUUCAUCGGCGAGCAGGAGUUCGAUCUUCCCAAGCACGUGCUCGAUAUCGUCUACUCGCAGACACUCUGCUGGCUCGGUUGCCUGUUCGCCCCGCUUUUACCGUUGGUCGCCGUCAUCGGCACGUUCUUCCUGUUCUACGUGAAGAAAUUCACCUGUCUGGUAAAUAGCACACCGUCCAGCAAGAUAUACCGGGCGAGCAGGUUGAAUUCUCUAUUCAUGUUCAUUCUGCUGGUCGCUUUCAUCCUGGCGACAAUACUGAUCGGCUACUCGAUCGAGCAGAUCAUGCCGUCGAAGUCGUGCGGACCGUUCCGCGGCUUUGAGUCCGUGUGGUCGUUACUGAUCAUAACGUUCUCGCAAUUUCCCAACUGGUUACAAUCGACUCUAUAUUUUCUGAGCACCGCCGGUUUUGGCAUACCGGCGUUCGUCAUUCUCGCUCUGCUUCUUUAUUAUUAUUACGCGGUAACGAUCGCAAACAAGCAUAUGGUGACGGUACUGAAGAACCAGUUGGUACUGGAAGGCCAUGACAAGCAGUUUCUUUUGAACAGGCUCAGCGCCUUUAUCAAGCAGCAACAGGAUCAGAACAAAUUCCAUCAGGAGCAGAACAAUGAAUUAGGCACGUUUCAGCACGUAUAAAACAGCAUAAAACGCUUGAUUUGAUAUUGUUUUUUUUGUUUUUUUUUUAUUUUUUUUUUUUUA